Molecule: messenger RNA, 1473 nt
Organism: Schistocerca cancellata (South American locust)
Lineage: Eukaryota; Metazoa; Arthropoda; Insecta; Orthoptera; Acrididae
Product: protein FAM98A
Exons: 8
Coding region: 121-1473 (450 amino acids)
Cellular component (GO): tRNA-splicing ligase complex
Source: RefSeq, a predicted model, not a curated record
CAGUACAGUAAAGGUCUUUGGUUGCCGGCUGUAUGUGGUGUGUUGUAGGCAUGCGAAAUCUUUCCCGGAGAUUUAUUAUAUUUUUGAGUCUGUAGAGUUUGUAAUUCGAAGAAGUUAAAAAUGGAGAAUGAUAUUUUAGACUCUUUAGAAGAUCUAGGGUACACCGGUCCAUUGCUUGACGAUUCCUGCUUGGAAAAAGCUUUAGAUGGUGGCCCAAAAUCCGUCGAGUACACUGCCCUUGUGGAAUGGAUAUCAAAAGAACUCCAGACACUUUACCAUUUGGAAGAACAUGUUAACGCUAUCACAACUGCAGAGGAUUCUAGUUCGUUCAUGCUAGAACUCAGUAGUUUCUUGAAGGAGUUGGGAUGCGCAUAUAGCCAACUUACUGGGGGACAUAUGAGUGAAAGACUGGGAUCGAGGAAGAACCGGAUGUUACUUCUGGACUUUCUUCUGACUGAGCUACAGGCAGCACGGAUGAUCCAAGUCAAUAAACCAGAUGACUCUAAAACGAUGCAAGUUGAGUUGAGUGAAAGUUCCACUGCAAGUGACCUGAAAAACAUGCUGAUAGCAUUAAAAUUUCCGAAACCUCCAGCAAAUAUUACUCCAGCCCUUUUAUUUGGAAAAGUUGAAACAAAGAUGAAGGAGGUAUUGGCGAAAGCAUCUCCUGAAUUAAUUGGGAAGCCGUUAUUCACAGGUGUUCUAUCGGACAAACAGUGGCACAUCCUAGCUAACUUACAGUCCGAAAUGCAAGACGAGUAUCGUGUACGGAAAGAACUGCUAAUAAAGAGAUUAGAUGUGACUAUACAGUCAUUUCAGUGGUCAGAGCGGAUGCGUGGUAGAGAGGACGAGAUUGCAUCUAUUUUUCUAGUUCGUCGGAAAGCUUUAGACUCUGAGCCAAAUGUCCAUCUUGCUGAUCUUUUAGCAGCUCGAGAAGACCUGGCAGUCAUCGAAAAGACAAGCAGUGCUUCAGUCCGCAAGAACACUCAGUCUUCUAUCAAUAAAGUCAUCAUAGGCAGGGUUCCAGAUAGAGGAGGCCGCCCAAGUGAACAGCAGCCACCCCCACCAGAGAUGCCUAGUUGGCAGCAAUCAAAACCAGGUGGCGGAGGCCGAGGUGGUUUUGGGGGUGGAGGUGGCGGUGGGAGGGGAGGAGGUGGUGGCGGUGACAGAGGUGGUAGAGUACAAGGUGGAUGGAACACAGGCAAUGCAGGUGGUGGCCGUGGUGGUGGCGGCGGAGGCGGUGGCUACCAAGGUGGUGGCGGCGGAGGUGGUGGCUACCAAGGCGGUGGUGGCUACCAAGGCGGUGGUUACCAAGGUGGUGGUGGUUAUCAGGGAGGGGGUGGAUACCAGGGGGGCGGAGGUGGUUAUCAGGGAGGAGGUGGUUACCAGGGGGGAGGAGGUGGUGGAAGAGGGAGAGGAGGACGUGGAGGUGGUUGGAGUCGAGGUGGUGGAGGAAGGCAAGAUGGCUACCGAUAA